Sphaerulina musiva SO2202 is the source of this 1786-nucleotide messenger RNA. RefSeq names its product hexose carrier protein. Gene Ontology annotation, molecular function: carbohydrate:proton symporter activity. Gene Ontology annotation, biological process: carbohydrate transport; transmembrane transport. The coding region runs from base 183 to 1733 and encodes 516 amino acids. Gene Ontology annotation, cellular component: membrane. The record is from RefSeq and is a predicted model, not a curated record. NCBI's taxonomy places the organism in Eukaryota, Fungi, Ascomycota, Dothideomycetes, Mycosphaerellales, Mycosphaerellaceae. The transcript has 3 exons.
UGGAUAAUUAACUGACGGACUGUUUGCUGGUUUUGGGGUUGCACUGCUGCCUUUUUUUCUUACCUUACUUACCACCCUGAUUAAUAUCCAUCUAUACGCGCUCCAGAUUGGUCGGCGACGAAGACGACGACGACGGUGAUCCUCCUCCAACAACCACGACAUCCCCUCGCUCCCCCAAAGCCAUGCUACGCAAAGCCUUCACGGGAACAUGGCUGCCGGCAUGGGUACCAGCAGAAUCCACAGCGACACUCUCGACCCUACUCAUUCUCUGCUCAGUCGUACAAUCCACGACAGGAGGCUACGAUGGAUCAAUGCUCAACGGCCUGAACAUCUUGCCCAGCUAUACGGAUUAUUUCAAGCUCAAUUCCGCCACGACGGGACUUAAUACCGCUUCAGUUUUUAUUGGAGGCUUUAUUGGUCCGUUGGUCGCGGGAGUUAUUGCGGAUCGUUUGGGUAGACGGCCGGCGAUUUUUUGGGGCUCUCUAGUCACACUCAUAGGAAUCCUCCUCCAAACCGCAGCCCAAAACAUCGCCAUGUUCGUAAUCGCUCGAAUAAUUCUAGGCUUCGGCUCCGCCAUCUCGGGCGUAGCAGCAGCAGUAUAUCUCAACGAAACAUACGCAUCCAAACAUCGCGCAUGGGGCGUAGGGAUUCUCAACGACUUCUACUACGUCGGAGCACUCAUCGCCGCCGGAGUGACUCUGGGCACAGGGACAUGGGAGUCCACGUGGGCAUGGCGAGCACCGUCGCUUUUUCAAGGGAUUUUCUCGGGCUUGUGUAUUUUGAUUUUACCCUUUGUGCCGGAAAGUCCUCGAUGGUUGGUAUAUCAGGGAUAUCCCGAAGAAGCGCGAAUUUGUAUUGCGCAGACGAAUGCGGAUGGAGAUCUUUCGGAUCCGGUGGUGUUGGCCGUGUACAAGGAAAUUAUUGAUACGCUCAAGUUUGAGAAGGAAAGGUCUUUGACUACCAAGCAGAUUGUCAAAGAUCCCGUGUCUCGCAAGAGAUUGCUGGUGGGAAUGUCCGCGGGGCCCUUUUCCUGUAUUGCAGGAAAUAUUAUUGCAUCUUACUACCUGGGAGCCGAACUCGACACCGCGGGAGUCACGGACUCCUUGGAUCAGCUCAAAGCCAACGUCGUUCUCAACGUAUGGUGUCUCGGAUGUGCUCUGCUCGGAACAUUUUUCUGCGCCAGCUGGGGCAGAAAACCUACGGCGCUGCUCAGCUAUGGCUUGCUAGUCAUCUGCCUCUUCAUCAUUGGCGGUUUAGCCAAAAUCUACGCCGACGAUCCCGAUGGGGCUUCCACCAGUUUGGUCUAUGGUAACGUGGCAGUCAUGUUCCUCUUUCAGGGGUUCUACUCUAUUGCCUGGACACCCCUUUUGUACCUCUACCCCACCGAAGUCAUGAACUACGCCAUUCGAGCAAACGGCACAGCUUUCUCCUCGUUUAUGCUCAACGCGCUCGCACUCAUUCUCGUCUUCGUCAUGCCAAUCGGGCUGGAUAAUAUCGGUUGGAGAAUGUACAUGAUCAACGGCUCAUGGGACAUCAUCGUCAUCGCUCUAAUUGCGGUGUACUGGGUGGAAACGAAAGGCAGAACUCUGGAGGAAAUUGAUGCCAUUUUUGAAGGCCAUAAACACUCGGAUGUGCCUGAUGUUGAGCAGAUUCGAACGGGGAAACAGGUUCUCGAUGUGGAAGGGGUUGAGCAGGCGCUUGAGACGGAGGUGAUUAAUAUGAAGCAUGAGUAAGGGUAGCUUAGGUAUCUUUGGGAAAGGCCAAAUUUGCUGCUGGUAGUAAUGAU